AUGGACUUUAUUCGGUUCAAAAAUUGUAUUGUAUCAAAUAUAUCGCUAUGGAAAUAUUGCAAAUUUUAUUCAAAUUACUGCAUAAAUCUUGUUUUUAUGAAGGAUUUCGAUAGGUUACCACUUGUGGGUUUUUCGAUUUGUUCUGGUUUUGAAAUUAUUAAACAGAAACUGCAUCCAAAUAAUACGGUAGCGUACAAGAGUUGGGAUUUACCAGAAAUGCCGUUAUGGGCGAAGAAUCGUGUAGAAGCAGAUGAUUAUCUACGAAUAUUGUUACGGUUUGAAAAUAAACGCUUAGGUGUCUGUUUUCGUCUUAAUUCAUUCCCACCAUCAUGUUAUGUUUAUUUCGAUUAUCUUCCGAAUCACCCAAUGGAAGAGUUAUAUUUAGCACUGGCAAACUGUAAAAUGUUCAAUGAACAGGGCAUACCUCUUAUUGCAAUUUUAAAUCCUCUCGAAAUGUUUACAUGGACAGUGCAAAAGAAAUAUAAGGCUGUCAAUAAAGAUGAUCGAAAAGCUAUUAAACCAUCGAUGGAAAUCGUGACAUCUACUGAGUCCAAGAAGACCAUAACACCAUUAUGUACAUUUUGUUGGGAACGACCAAUCGAUGUGCUUUUUAUGCCAUGCAAUCAUGCAGUAUGUUGUAAAUUUUGUAAGGAUAAUUAUAUCAAACAUGAACGACAACAAAAUAAAGCAAAAAAGUUAUCAAUGGAUAUUGUGUGCCCAGUUUGUCGGAAAAAAAUUGAAAGUGUUGCACAAAUAUGGUUUCCCAAAAUUUGUCGUUGUUUACUGUGUACAUAUGAUUGUAAUAUGAUGUCAGCAGUUGCUGGUGGUGAAAAUGGUUGCGGAUGUGUUAUUGGAUGUUAUGAGAAAGCGCGAAAAUUAUGUGAUGAGGGUGGUUCAUGUCCACAUUGUCACAAAAAGCUUAUUGAUGUGUUGCAAAUUUUCAUUCAAGGUGAGUGGGAACAAUGA
This is a messenger RNA of Brugia malayi, 966 nucleotides long. RefSeq names its product Zinc finger, C2H2 type family protein. Bases 1 to 966 code for a protein of 321 amino acids. Lineage: Eukaryota; Metazoa; Nematoda; Chromadorea; Rhabditida; Onchocercidae. The transcript is spliced from 6 exons. The record is from RefSeq and is a predicted model, not a curated record.